Paramecium tetraurelia is the source of this 1335-nucleotide messenger RNA. RefSeq lists its product as uncharacterized. The transcript is spliced from 3 exons. Lineage: Eukaryota; Ciliophora; Oligohymenophorea; Peniculida; Parameciidae. The record is from RefSeq and is a predicted model, not a curated record. Gene Ontology annotation, molecular function: protein binding.
AUGGGAUAAGAAAAUUAUAGAAUUUCUAAAAUUUUUAAUGAGAGAUAUAUUUAGUGUGGAUCUAAUGCUCUUCACCUACUGGUCUUAAUGAAAAUUAGUUUUAAGGAAUAAUGUUUUGAGAAUAUUAGAAUUAGAAAUACUUCGUUAAUAGGAGCAAAUAUGAUAAGAUGCGACUUAAGCGGAUCUGAAUUUGAAAAUGUCAUUAUUAGUGGUAUAAAUUUGAAUUAAGCCAAAUUAUUAAAUUGUAUAAAUGAGGGAAUGUAGUUAAAUGGUCACAGUGGUAGACUCAAAUAAAUUUUCUUUUCUCUAGAUGGCAAGUCAUUAGCUUCCUGUAGUGUUGGUAAAGCACUGUAUUUAUGGGAUGUUAAAACCAGAAAAAUAAAGUUUAAUAAAAAAGUGACGAAUGUAGAUUCUUUUUGUUUAUCACCGAAUGGUACUACAUUAGCUUCUAGUUGCAACAAUUUGGCUUAUUUAUGGAAUCUUAAGACAGGAAAAAAAAUAUGUAAUUUAAUUGGCCAUAAAGAUACUAUUAGUUAAGUAUGGUUCUCUCCAAAUGGUACUCUAUUAGCAUCUGGUAGUUGGAAUGGGUCUGUCCGUUUAUGGGAUGUUAAGAAAAGUUAAUCGAAAGCCAAUUUAGAUGGUGAUAGUGAAUGUGAUAAAUCAAUCUGUUUCUCUCCUGAUGAUACUUCAUUAGCAUUUCAUAGCUCAGAUAACUCAAUAGUUUUAUGGGAUGUUAAGACUUAAUCAAAGCUAAAUUAUAUGGACAUACUAGUAAGAUUGAAUCAUUCUGUUUCUCUCCUGAUAGUACUAGAUUAGCAUCUUGUAGUAAUGAUAAGUCUAUCCGUUUAUGGGAUGUUAAAACAGGAUAAUAAAAAGCCAAAUUAGAUGGUCAUUCAUCAACAGUUUAUUCAGUCAAUUUCUCUCCUGAUGGAACCAAAUUAGCAUUAAGCAGCAGUAAAGAUAACUUCAUCAUUUUAUAUUCAUUAGAUGUAUAGACAAGAGAUUAAAAAUUUUUAUAUGCUUAUAAUGCUUAAGAUUCGGAUCUUUAGAAAGGUAUUUUAACAUACUUUGAACCUUUGAAAUUUACAAAUAAUGCUAAUCCAGAAUUUGGUAAUUUUUUCCACUACAUAAAAUAUUCCAAUUUUAACAAUUUCUUAAAAUCCAAAGUUAGAAGCAUAUGGAACCCUAAUCCUGAAAGGCGAAUUUAUGGAUUAAGAAGGAUGUGAUUUGCGUUCAUUUUUUAAAUCUAAGGGUUGUUGUAGUUUGGAAAUCUAUUUAAAAUCUUCAUAAAAGUGAGAUUUAUUAAGUUUAAAAGAAUAUUGUUACGUAUUUUGU